GAGGUUCAUUCAUUCAAUCAGUUUUAAUCUUUUUAGCUUCUCCUUUGCUCGUUUUGUACUUAUAAAUAUUUUCAUUUCAUUGUUAAUACAUUUUUAGAACAUUAUUAUUAGAAAAACCAAGUUUUCUCAAUUAAUUUAAUCGAUAUUGUAAGCGUAAAAGUAACGGGCUAGUGUAUUUCGUUAUAAUGGCGCAUUAUAAAGGUGCUGCCUCCGAGGCAGGUCGAGCAAUGCACCUUAUGAAGAAACGAGAGAAAGCUCAGCAAGAAAUAGAACUGCGGAAGAAGAAAAUAGAAGAGGAUUUAAAAAUUGAUAACAUUGAAAAUAAGUUUGCAACCCAUUACGAUGCUGUAGAGCAACAAUUAAAAAGUUCUACCAUAGGUUUGGUAACUCUUGAUGAGAUGAAGGCGAAACAGGAACAUAUAGUCCGGGAGAGAGAAAAGAAACUGGCACAAAAGAAGGCUGAAAAAGAGAAAGAGAGACAAAAGGAAAUAGAAGCUAAACAGGCACAGAAAAACAAACAGAAACGACAGAUUCAAGCACUGUCAUUUGAUAUGAAUGAUGAAGAAGACGAUGAUGGGUCAGAUGAAGAUAUAAAAAAAGAAGAACCAGAAAAAAAUUGGCGGGAAAAGGAGGAGCCAGUAUUAAAGAAAAUAAAGAAGAAUCCUGAUGUGGACACAUCAUUUCUACCUGACAGAGAACGUGAGGAAGCAGACUUGAAGCUGAGAGAGGAGCUCCGUUUAGAAUGGGUUAUGACCCAGGCCAGCCUGAAAGAUGAACCAAUUACAGUCACAUUUAGUUAUUGGGAUGGCUCAGGGCACAGACGAAAUGUUACUCUAAAAAAAGGGAACUCCAUUUACCAAUUCCUGCAGCGUUGUUUGGACACUUUAAGGCCAGAGUUUAGUGAACUGAAGACUGUCUCUGCUGACCAGCUCAUGUAUGUGAAGGAAGAUCUUAUUCUGCCACAUCAUUAUACAUUUUAUGAUUUUAUUGUUACAAAGGCUCGUGGAAAAAGUGGUCCCUUAUUUCAAUUUGAUGCAUCAGAUGAUGUAAGAUUAGUUAAUGAUGCUACACAAGAGAAGCAAGACUCCCAUGCUGGCAAAGUAUUAUUAAGAUCCUGGUAUGAAAGAAACAAACACAUUUUCCCAGCAUCCAGAUGGGAGCCAUAUGAUCCUACAAAAACAUAUUCAAAAUAUACAAUUAAAGGAAAAUAAAUUACAUAAAUGUAAUAAACUAUACAUCAAUAUUGUAGGUACUUGUACAAAGCAAUUUAAGUUAACAAAUGAGCAGUAAUUCGGGCAAUAAAAUUAAUUUACUUAAAUAUACAUAUACCACCUUAAA
This is a messenger RNA of Galleria mellonella (greater wax moth), 1338 nucleotides long. Its product is annotated as protein FAM50 homolog. Bases 186 to 1211 code for a protein of 341 amino acids. Gene Ontology annotation, cellular component: nucleus. The record is from RefSeq and is a predicted model, not a curated record. NCBI's taxonomy places the organism in Eukaryota, Metazoa, Arthropoda, Insecta, Lepidoptera, Pyralidae. The transcript has 6 exons. Gene Ontology annotation, biological process: chromatin organization.